Messenger RNA from Dacryopinax primogenitus, 2229 nucleotides. RefSeq lists its product as uncharacterized. Bases 27 to 1829 code for a protein of 600 amino acids. The transcript has 3 exons. Lineage: Eukaryota; Fungi; Basidiomycota; Dacrymycetes; Dacrymycetales; Dacrymycetaceae. The record is from RefSeq and is a predicted model, not a curated record. Gene Ontology annotation, biological process: DNA damage tolerance; protein monoubiquitination. Gene Ontology annotation, molecular function: ubiquitin protein ligase activity; single-stranded DNA binding.
ACUAAGCAGAGUCAAAGCACAGCAGCAUGCCAGCGCCUAGUAUACAAGAAGUAGACAUGGACGCCGAUGAGGAGAUACAAGUUAUGGGAGAACGUAAAGGUCCAAAGCGAACUCACGUCGUCAGUGACUCGGAUGACGAGACCACACUCCCACGCAAACGCACAAAGGGAUUCAAGCAAUCUCUCACAUCCGCUACCAGCAACGUUCGCAAAGCACUCGAAGACGCUAUCAGUACGGUCGACGGACUCUCCGUUGUUCUAGACACGAGCGAGACGGAUCGACUCGCUACAGCGGCCAACAAUGCAGCUAUCAACGCACUUGCCAACCAGCUCGAGUGUGGGCUGUGCUAUGAACUCCUCGUCAGACCAUUUGUGAUGUCCUGCGGCCAUACGGCUUGCGGACCUUGUCUGGCCUCGAUGUGGAAGAGCAAGGCCCGGGCCUUAGCGGAGCCGGACCGUCUUGAGCUGAGGGAGAAACACUGCCCAUAUUGCGAUAAGGUGAUCAGGGGACGGCCAGCGGUUAACUGGACUCUCAAAUCCCUGCUUCAAUCUGCGGAGGGGAAGGAGAUCAUUCUGCUUUCUGGACGACAUCUGAUGGAAGAAACCAAGCCGAGCGAAGACCUAUGGGACGGUAUCUUUCCACUCGAUGACGCAGUCCCAGGCCCAGCUCCUGCUCCCCCUUUAGCCGCAGCUGCAGCUGCACGACCUCCCGUCCCUCCCCGAAUCGCACACCCAGCUCAUCACCCCCCUGGGAGGAUGUACGUCCCCCGAUAUCCGAUACCUCAGGCUCCUCCAGGUCGGGAAAUCCGCUUUUUCCCACCGCAACACCCCGCUGUCAAUAGGAACGACCCAAUGCAGUUCUUCUUCCCGGAGCGCAACGAGUUCCCCGGAGUGCUCCGUGGACAGCCAGGGCCUGUGCGCCUCGGCCAACCUCAGCCCAACCCCAAUCAGGGCCAACAGUUCCCAGAACCGGACAUAGCGCAAAGGCAGCUUUUUGCAGAUCGGUUGAGGCAAGCACAGCAAGCGCUUCCUGAUCCGCUUGCGGAGCCUGAUGCGGCGAGGCGGAGUUUGGCAGAUCGGAUGAGGGAGACGCAGUUGAGAGAAAGGGCUCUGACGCUCGAAGAGGAACUGGUUCGGCGUCAUCAGCAACAGCAACAGCAGGCACCGGGCGCACCAGCAGCACCCGCUCAACCAGUCCACCCCGGGCCUGUGCAGCCAGUGCGCCUUCUCCCUCCAAUCCGCGAGGAUCAAGAACACAUGAACGAGGCGGUGGAAAGGAUGAUGAGGCACAGGAGGGAAAUGGCGGAGAUGUUGCAUCAGGAGCAGAGACAGAGACGGCAGCAGUUUUUGCAAACCCGGAACCAGCAACAGGCUCAGCAGCAGCAACAGGUCCAACAGCAGCAAUAUCAGCAGCCUCAAGCUCAACAACAGGCCCAGCAACAGCAGCAAGUUCCUGCUCAACAAGCCCAGCAAGCCCAACAAGUUCAGAAUUCAGUUCAAGCCCGAAUGCCCCCCUUCGCCCUCCUAGACGCAGGCCCUUCCAGAACAGGCCUCAACAUCUCCCUCCCCAUGCAGCCCGUGCCUAAGCCUGGUAGCACGCCAAGCCCUCUUACACCGGGGUCUCUUGCUCCUGUUGCUGGCCCUUCAGCGCCUGAACAAGCGCGAGAGCGUCAGCGCGCCGGCGGGGAGGGGAUCAUGCCCGUCCCCCCGAGAAUGACUUUGACUGCAGAGCAACAGCAGAGAUUCGCAGACGACAUGGAUGCGUUCGUUAGGGAACAGGUGGCAGGGCUCAAUGCGUGGAUGGAUGGGAGGGCCAGGUAUGCGCAUUGAUCUGGUGCUCUGAUACGCUGGUGCGUUGAUGCGCUCGGGCUUGGGAUGGCGUACGCUAGGGUGGUCGGAAGGGGGUUGAUGUGCUGCGUAGGGUUGGUGAGCCGGUGCCGGUCUUUGGGGGUGGUCGUUGGUCGUUGGUCGUUGGCGGUUGUUCGUCGUUCCGGGUUAGUCAUAAUGCCUUCAAUGUUCAUCAAGUUUCAUGCCUUGAUUUCCACUUCCACUUUACUUCUGCUUUCAGGUCAUACGGCCUAGACGGCCUGUAUCCCAGGCCCUUCCAUUCGGUAUACUUCUAUUGUCAUACAUGCUUUCACACUUCACGUUCCCGUUCUCUUGCUCUCGCUCUGUCCUUCGGUCAUUCGACGUCUAGUGUUCCUUUCUUCAUUCAAAUUCAAUUCCAAGU